Messenger RNA from Ruditapes philippinarum (Manila clam), 4349 nucleotides. RefSeq lists its product as uncharacterized. Lineage: Eukaryota; Metazoa; Mollusca; Bivalvia; Venerida; Veneridae. Bases 246 to 1961 code for a protein of 571 amino acids. The transcript has a single exon. The record is from RefSeq and is a predicted model, not a curated record.
GACCGAAGCGAUACCAAUGAAGCGUAUCCGGAUUUAUUACAAGCGUUAAACUUGUCCGACGGGUAUUCAAAUAAGCAGACGACAUUGAACAACUAGCAGGUAAAUACACACCUGAGAUCUAUGUUGUGUUCGUUUAUAGUAUAACGCAUUUGUGAUCGCUCAAACGUGACAAUUCAUGUUCAAAAUGGAGUAGAGAAGGAUAUUUCAAGUAUUUGUUGUUGUUGUCUAUACUUGUAACGGAUUUAAUGGCGGUUCCUAGAGAUUUGACACUUCCUCAGCCGAUAUGGGGCACGGAUCCUGUAAAAUUAAAGGAUUUUCUUAUGACACACGAGUUACCGACCGUAUCGAGAGUGGUCAAAGGACAGUUUAUGAACAUUGGAACGUCCAAGUUCAAUCCUUUGAAGAGACUUCAUCAAGAUGUGCUUGUUCAUUCAAUUAAAACAGGAUUAAAAGUAUUAGGACAUAGUGUUACUAAAGUAGAAAGCCGAGACCGUCGGACGACCCGGCUUGUACCGUUGGAGCAGCGUUUAUCAAUACCGGUCACAUACAAAGGUUGGUUCGAGCUCCUAUCUGAAGAUGGUCGAUCUGUCAAACCAAUUGACAGUGUUCAGGAUCUUGCGAAGUCCUUCCCUACAGUAAAUAAUGUUCUAGUCCGCCAAAACUUAAAAGCAUAUCUUGUCAAUGAUACGGACGGAAAAAUGACGUUUGACAAAACAAAAAUUGUUAUAGCUGGGGAACAGUUGAAGGUACAUGGGGAAGUGCCUCUUCAAUUUCCCACCGGGAAGGAAAGAAAACUUCGGUUAUUGAAAUGUUCUGAUUCUAAAGGUGAGAAUUUAUUUUUGAGUUUUGACCAGAAAGGAAUGUUCACUCCAAUAGCUGGAGAUGGUGAAGUGAUGGGAGUAUUUAUGAUCAAAGAUGUGAUUAAUAAGUUUCGAUUACCACUUACUGUAAAAUUGAUACAAGGUGUAUGGCCAAAAGUAGAUUCAACCCGAUUUACUGGACUUAUAAGACUGGACUGGGCUUACACGGAUGAAACAGCGUUCGUUUGUCCGCUUGAUCGGAACACACCCAGGAUAUACCCGAUACCUACAGAGGUCAAUCUCCGCCUUGUAACGGCCGCCAAUAAUACUGAUUUGAAAGAUAAUGAAGCAUACACUAACAUUAUGGUGAAAUGUAACAGGCUUGUCGCGAACUAUCACAACACCAUUCAUUUGAUAAUAUCAGUGCCCGAGGGGGCCGUAAAAGCUAAGAACCACACAAUGGCAAAUAUAUAUUCAGAGACGAAUGCGAAACAGAUUGAGUCACAAAAAUCGGCCAGUCAGCUGAAACGAUCAAGAAGUAGAGAAGACAUUCUUCACGAAGAGCUUGACGAUCUCUAUGGUUACCUUAGAGAAGGUAAACAGCCACCAAUUGGGAAAUUCACAAGGGAUUCUGAUGAAGAGACAUAUUAUGAGGAACCAGAAUUCGAACCAAUGACAAAGUUCAAAUCGCGUUUGGAUAUGUUAAAUAGAGGAGAUGUUGUGGGGAGCCAGAAAAACACAAACUACUCAUUUGUUGACCCACGUGCGGCUUUAGACGCUAACCACAAUCGUGUAUCAAUGUCACCACCAGUAAACGGGCAUGUGAAUAAUCGAGCGCCUGGUACCCCACCAGAACUACCCCCUAGACAAUAUAAACGGACGUCUUCUUCGCCUCAAAUUUCAGUUAUUAAAACUUCAAAUAUCUUAAAUAGUUCCCCGUCAGGAAAAGGUUCCCCGUCAGGGUCAUCAACAGGGGUACGUGUAAUAAAUACUCAAACACAUGUCCUCCAAAGACGUAUUUCAAAAGAAAAUAUGAGUAGAGAUUCAAAAGAAAGUCGAAGCAGCGGAAGUGAUGAGAAGAGGGACUCUGGUUCAAGUAAAACCAGAAGUUCAAAGGCACUCAUAUCUCGUAAAGCAUCAGUGCCUCUUUUGUAUUUAUGACAACUUGUAAAUAUGUGUUUAUUUGUACAGAUACAUACAUCUAUAAAAUUGUUAAUGUAUUUUAAAGAUAUUUAUAGAUGAAAUAAUUUUUGUGCUGAAUCUUAUAUUCUAACAGUGUAAUUAACAGAUUAUUAAUAACUCCAGUUAUUCGUCGAUUUUUAAAUAGAUCUUUAAAACGUGUUCGACAAUGCACUGCCUGCACUUGUUGUCCUAACUGUAAAAAGUAAACUUAACAGUUUGUAUUGAACCUUAACCAAAUGUUAAAUUUACUGAAAAAUGUCGUUUAUAACCUUAUAAUACCGCACCUUAUAACAGAAAAGAUGUUAAAACAUUUUUUCUUCUUCUCUUUGAUAAAUCAUAUAAUAUAAAAUGAUAUUUACAAUCAGGUAUAAUAGUCAUCUUUUUGAUAUAUAUUUUUAUAUUAUUGUUAAAGACACAAUAACACUCCAAAUUGAACAUGUUAAAUUGUUGACUUGGUGCCUUACAAUAAAAAAAGGUUACUCCUGUUCCUUACUGAAGUAAAUCAAUAUAAACUAUUAAUUGUUUUCGUAGAUUUAAAUGUUCCAGCAUUUUUAUUAUUCGAACAUGUAUUGAUCAGUGUCUAAUAGGACUUUGCCGGGGUACGAAAAUUACUUGUAUGGAUUUCGAAAUAAUUAUAUGAUAUUGAUAUGCACAAGAAUAUAUCGUUUCUAGGUAAUAUCUGCACCGUCAUUCUGUGAUUUGGAUCAAUAAAUAACCUGGUAGCAUAUGCUGAUCUCAUUCAGUCAUUGUUGUUUUUACAAGCAUCAAAGUAACAGAUCGAUAUAGAGAGACCUUCUCUAUUACACUGCCUUGUUAAUACUAGCUAUUUUUUGUCCGAAUAGUGUAUUGUCUUCCCUUGGUAUUAUAUUACUCGGCUAUAUUACAUACACAAGUUUCAACUUUGUCCUAAAACAAUGUUUCUGUAUUUAAGUAUUUCACUUUAUAAAAGGCGAAAGUCAUUGUGUUUAUUUACGCUCUUUAUUAUAUAUUUCUAGCUGCAAUUAAUUUCUCAGGAGCUGUAUUUGCCCAGGUAUUUUCAUAUAUUCCCGAUGAAAAACAAAGUCAUUUUCUCAACCCAUUAUCUGUGUUGAUCGGCUUUUUCCAACGAAUCAUAUUUCAACAAAACAAUCUGUUUAUAGAAUAGUCUGAUUACAAUUUUUUAAAAGUGUAUAAUGACUUGAAACAGUUUAGUGAUUAUGCUGUAAAUUUUAUCUUUUUGUUACUGUAAGGUAGUUGGUUAUUCAGACAAGCUAGGGAAUUAAGAUAUAUGAUUGUAUACAAUUUGAUAUUUGAGAACAUAAUAUCCCCCGGCUCAGCGUUAAUGGUUUCAGAAAAUGCUAUAUAUAUGUCUAGUGAAGCAUGCUAUAAUUUAAGCUUAUUUUUCUAUUAUCUAAAGUAUUAAAGUAUUGCUAUAUCAGCAUAAGUAUUUAUAAAUGGUUUCUGCCAGUUUUUCAAUUGUUGUUAUAAGUUUACAUGUAACAUUUUCAUUCUUGUUCAUAUGUUACGUUUAUGUUUUACGUUAUUGAAGAAACUUUAUAACUUUUAUCUAAAUGCUUUCUUGAGUUGCCAAAAGAAUUGAAUGAACAAAUAUUCAGUGAUCUUCACGCCACCGCAAACCAUCGCACCAAACUAGCUUUCCGUCCUCUCUGUCACUUUGUUUUUUUUUUUUUUUUUUUUUUUUUUUUUUUUUUAUAUAUUUCUUCUUACAAUAUGUAUAAGAUUUUCUAAUAUUGAUCGAAGGGACCUUGUACUAUGUAACUUGAUAUUCGGCAUACCUGCUAUUUCAUGAUAUUUUUAAACAUGCAAGUGUCUUAUUCAAUGUUAAAGUGACAAUUCAUCCGAAUCUUCGUAUUCAAAAACUUAUAAAAAUGUGCAUUUUUUACUUGUUACCAGGUGCAGUCAUUAUGUAGAAAGAGGUUAAAGAUUAUAUCAAAAUAGAAUUUAUCGGUCAUGUUUUGUAACCGCAAUUCUCCCACACAUUAAACACGCAUGUGCACUUACAACCGUACAACAUUUAUAUGGUGGUUGGUUUAUACUGUUGUGUUACACAUGAAUUUUAUCAUGUUAUAAAAUUCCUGAAUCAUGUUAAAAUUAAAACUAAUUGACUAAAUACAACGUUCGUUCCGGUGUAGAAACUUGCUUUUUGCCAAUUAAAUAAGCACACUUUCCGCUUAUUAUUUUUUCUUUUGUUUUUAUAUAUAUACUUCGUCGAGCGACAUGUCUCUUGUUUGCUUUAAGCGAAUUGUUUAUAUGUAGAUUUUUGUACUGUAAUUAUAUAAACUUUAUAUCAUGAAAUGUUUUAAUAUAUUUUGAUGGAAUAUUUUAUACAUCAAAUUACAAUAAAUGAUAAUAAACGAUUGAUAAGCA